Molecule: messenger RNA, 5748 nt
Organism: Seriola aureovittata
Lineage: Eukaryota; Metazoa; Chordata; Actinopteri; Carangiformes; Carangidae
Gene: lrrc4ba
Product: leucine rich repeat containing 4Ba
Exons: 5
Coding region: 683-2890 (735 amino acids)
Cellular component (GO): plasma membrane
Molecular function (GO): protein binding
Source: RefSeq, a predicted model, not a curated record
AGAGAGAGAGAGAGAGGAGAAACAGUGAGGGAGACAGUAGAGAGAGAGGGAGGGAGAGAGAGAGAGAGGAGGAGAAGACAGCGUCGGCGGCGGCUCUGCAGUGGAAUACGCUGUUAUUUGAGGGAAGGUGAGAGCUCUCGGAGUACCGUGCGGAGCGAGAUGUGUUUCAGGACUUGAUCGCAGCAUCACAGAAUAAAGAGCCUGACACAGACAGGUUUGGUUUCCACGGCGCUCGGAGAGAUCACGAUGAGAUGCCUGGAGAGAAGCGUGGGCGCGCUGUCGCACAAGAUGACACGGUUUACUGAAGUGACGCCCCGCUUUGGGAGCUGCAGAGCAGGGCCACGGACGCCCCGAGCCCCCGCCAACAUGACGGAGACACGCAAGAUGUAACUCCUGGGUUCUUUUCACUUCACAAAAAGCCUCGCUCGAAUCCCCAGACAGCACGAGAGAAAAAAAAGGGAGUAACAUCUGUUUAUCUGCAUAUUUCUAUGUUCAAAAAACAACAGGAAAAAACAGAGAGAUCGACAGAGGACAGAAGACAUCUCAGAGGAUGCGGAAUUAGAAAGAACAAAUUGCCGCUGGAGAACCAAAGGGAAAGUGAAGCUUUUCUCGCAGAUCCACCAGAGUGGAGUCACCUCACCUGCACCUUCGGAUUAAAGAGCAGGGUCAUGUCCCAGUUGCCAUGCGCAUCGCCACGCUGACCUGCCUUCCCGGCCCUUCCCCCUUCCUCUUUCUAUUGGCCCAGCUGCUACUGCGGCUCCUCCUCCCUGGGCCGGAGUUGGUGGGAGCCGCCUCCUCCUGCCCCUCCCUCUGCACCUGCUCCAACCAGGCCAGCCGAGUCAUCUGCACCAGGCAGAACCUGGAGCAGGUGCCGGAGAGCAUAUCAGUCAACACGCGAUACCUCAACCUGCAGGAGAACUCAAUACAGGUCAUCAAGUCUGACACCUUCAAGCACUUGAGGCACCUCGAGAUUCUCCAACUCUCCAAGAAUCAGAUCCGUCAGAUUGAAGUUGGAGCAUUCAAUGGCCUCCCCAACCUCAACACACUGGAGCUCUUCGACAACCGCCUCACACUGGUGCCAUCACAUGCCUUUGAGUACCUCAGCAAGCUGCGGGAGCUGUGGCUGCGCAACAACCCCAUUGAGACUUUGCCAGGCUAUGCCUUCCACCGCGUGCCCUCGCUACGUCGCCUGGACCUGGGUGAGCUCAAGAAGUUGGAUUUCAUCUCCGACGCAGCCUUUGUGGGCCUCAUCAAUCUACGGUACCUGAACCUGGGCAUGUGUGGACUGAAGGACAUUCCCAAACUGACAGCCCUUGUGCGUUUGGAAGAGCUGGAGCUGUCAGGAAACCGGCUGGAGAUCAUCCGACCCGGUUCCUUUCAGGGCUUGGUGUCCCUCCGCAAGCUGUGGCUCAUGCACUCACAGGUGUCCGUCAUUGAGCGCAAUGCUUUCGAUGACCUGAAAAACCUGGAAGAGCUCAACCUGUCCCAUAACUCCCUGCACUCUUUGCCCCAUGACCUCUUCACACCCCUUCACCAGCUGGAGAGGGUACACCUCAACCACAACCCCUGGGUCUGCAACUGUGAUGUGCUUUGGCUUAGCUGGUGGUUGAAAGAGACAGUGCCCAGCAACACCACCUGCUGUGCCCGCUGCCACGCUCCCCCAUUCUUAAAGGGCAAGUACAUUGGAGAGCUUGACCAGAGCCACUUCACCUGCUAUGCGCCUGUCAUUGUGGAGCCACCUACAGACCUCAACGUCACUGAAGGUAUGGCUGCUGAGCUGAAGUGUCGCACAAGCACCUCCACGACUUCUGUCAACUGGAUCACCCCUAAUGGCACCCUAAUGACCCAUGGCUCUUACCGGGUGCGGAUAUCUGUCCUGCAUGAUGGCACGCUCAACUUCACGAACGUCACCCUGCGGGACACAGGCCAGUACACCUGCAUGGUCACCAACGCUGCUGGCAAUACCACGGCAACCGCAGUCCUCAAUGUCACUGCUGCUGAUGCUAGUGUUAACUACACCUACUUUACAACAGUCACCGUGGAAACAGUGGAGACUCCAGGAGAUGAAGAUUCUGCACUGAUUUCCAUCAAUGAAACCUUCAUCCGGGUUCAUCCUGGCCCGACUCCCUCGGGCCACUUGUGGCCGGAAGGUGUUUCUACUACAGCCUCCUCUCUGUCAGCCGGCUGGUCCUCCUCCUCUCCUCGAGCCACCCGCCCCACCUUCACUGUGCCCAUCACUGAGCCAGGCUUCUCAGGCCUAGAUGAUGUGAUGAAGACCACCAAGAUCAUCAUUGGCUGCUUCGUAGCCAUUACCUUCAUGGCAGCGGUGAUGCUGGUGGUGUUCUACAAGCUGAGGAAGCAGCACCAGCUGCACAAACACCACGGCCCCGCUCGCGCCAUCGAGAUCAUUAAUGUGGAGGAUGAGCUGGGGGCCGGGGCCAGUGGUCGAGGCAGCGGCAUCUCAGGAGGGUCCACCGUGACGCAGAGCGGCAGCAGUGGAAUAGGAGGGGGCCAGAGCCUCAGGCUGCACCACCCAGAGAUGGUCAACCUGCCGAACCUGGCUCGAUCAGACCACCUCAACCACUACUACAAAACCCAUCACUUCAACAAUAUGAUGAGCCUGGGCAUGGGCACAGGUCCUGGUGUGGGCCUCAACAACAACAACAACCCCUCGCCUUGCUCUCAGUCUCAGAACACAUCCAUAUCCUGUUCCCAGGUUCCAACCUCCACCAGUGGGGGAACACCCACAGGUGGCACCCUGCCCUCCCCUGUGCCCCUGCCCCAGUUGGGCCUGCACAGUUCUCUGAAAGGCCUAAUGGGGAAAGGCCAGAAUGAGCCACUGCUGUUUAAGAGCGGCUCCAAAGAAAAUGUGCAAGAGACUCAAAUCUGAGUAAAAGUGAGAGUGGAAGUAUGAGGUAAGGAGAAAGGGAUGCUAGAUAGAGACAGUGAUACAGAAAGCGCCUGGGAGUGUAUGAGACUGAUUGUAGCCUACUGUCCUCAUGGACAGAUUCCAGAAAAGAUGAAAUUUCACAUAGUCACUGCUUUGUGUUGUCAAUCUGUUGACAGAGAGAAGCAGAUAGGAGGACUGAAGGAGACAGAAUAGGAUAUCUGAUCAGCACUAGUCCCACAAUAGCAUCUGCCCAUACUUUUCAACUAAAUCAGGCACAAACACAUGAUGUAAACCACAUACAUCAGAAUCAUUCAGUUUCCUGUGCAACCUGCUAUAGUCUUUGCCAAAGUCCAAGAUGGAGCCAACUCUUUCCAUUUGCGUCCACAAUCACAAAUAGUGGAAGUGGCUAUGAAUAAUACACAUGUGCAGUGAGCCUGUCUAGGUUUUAUACAGUUUGCGUCGUAUAUUUCCAGACACAUUCAGUGUAUAUAUUUGGAGGGAGACAUAAUAUUGGCCAUUGAACAUGUUGUCAGAUUAGUGUUUGGCAGAGACACUGGAUGACAAACAAUGGUUUGGGUGAGCGGUACGGCUCCAGGUUUUCCAGGAAGCACUAAAACAGAACAGAGGAAGCAAAAUUAGAGCAGCGCAGCGACUCUGUCCAGGACACACACAUCAGACUAGUGCUUUGCAGGGUGACAGAACAACAAUUGUGUUUUUCAGAGUGGUUUCACUCUCACUUUCUCACUUUUUUCCCCCUUUCACACUUUAACUGGCUACUGUCUUCUUUGAAGGAGGAGAGAAACAGAGUGGGUUAUAAUGGGAGAGGAACAAUCCCAUCUCAUAAAGGACAAUGAGAGAUGAAAAAAGGACAGAAAGUACAUAUUAUAUAUACCGUAAAUAUAUUUUCAUUCAAAGAAAUAAAUUAUAAAGAAUCUUUAUCAAGCUUCUGACUGAAAACUACAACGUCUGAUGAAUAUAUAAAAAAAAAACACACACACACACACACACACACACACACACAAACACACACAAACACACACAGCUGUUGUAGUGGCCCUCCCUUACAACUUUUCUCAACUUGGGGCAAGAUGGCCGCUCCAACUGUGCCGCAUGAGGACACAUGAGGGCGAGCGGCGUCCGUUGAGAAAGAGCUGAAACGAAAACCUGGCAAAGGUGAAUUCGAGUGAAUUUAUUUUGGUCUCAACAUUUUUUUUUUUUUUUUGUAGCCACAUGAAAUGUUUUCCCUCUCCUGUCGCUUUCACAUAAAAAGGGUCACUGGAGAAAAGGGGGGGGGGGCAUCUUUAGGCCCCACUGCGAAAAAUAUGAAACACGACCACAGCUCUUCAUCGUUUGGUUUCCAGCUCAGCUGCAGUAUUAAUAAUAACGAUCAAGAUGGUAAUAAUGAUAACACGCUUGAGCUUUGUUUGUCAUAAUGGUCGUUUGAUGAUUAACACGUUAAAUGGUCAGCGAUAUGUUACUGUACAUAUUACUCAAAAGUUGCACAUGCUAAAAACCAAUUCUAGAUUUGAUCAACAUUCGGUUUCAACACAUAGGAUCUGUCACCAUGGUGAUAUGACAUGUUAUUAUGUUAUCAUUAUUAUCAUUCAUACGACUAUUAUUAUUACUACCUGUGCCUACAAAUAGCUGAGAAGUACUUUUUUUUUUCAUUUGUAUAUGACACUGAAGUUGUUUUAUGACUGAUCCUGUUGGACUUCAGCUGAUGAAGGGUGGCGGGAAGGACUCAGCGCGCCACUAAGUGAACUCCACACGCAUCAGCAGGAAAUAACCUGGCCCCCUCAAAAUGGCUCCCUCAGUCCAGCCCCCACUGACUCCGUGCACUCUGAUGUCUCAAGCAGUCAGGACCCCCCCACCCCACCCCACCCCACCCCUCCCCAUGUUAUCACGCAUUAAAGAACAGGACAUGAACCUUUGAUGAAGACUGCUCCUUUGCAGAGGAUUAUUUCACAACUGUAUCUCAGUGUUAUCGUGUGUGAGUGGAUUUCAUGGCAGCAGGGAGCUAAAUGGACGACAGGCAUUGCUGAGCAUUUUUAAAGGUAAGCGAAGCCCGUUCAGUGAAGGAGGAGAUGACAUACAGUAACAGUAUACAGUGGUGGGUGAAUUUUUUUCUAAAGAAAAAGGACAAUUCAAUGAAAAAAUAUAGAACCUUAUAGAUCUCUUUUAAAAAAAAAAACAAAACUAUUACGAUAAGUGUUUUUCAUUUUGGGUUUUUACCUAGUUUGAUUAUUUUCUGUUUUUUUAAAUCAAGUGUUAUCUUUAUUGUAAUAUUGUUAUUGUUAUUAUAAUUAGCUAAUUACACUGGUUAUAAUUAUGAGAGAUGUUCUGUUAGCAGAGGUCACUUUGAAAAUUAAAAAAACCUGGCACAUAAAAUGGCAGUUGAAGUUUGUGAAAUUUGGUGGCUAUUUUUUUUUUUUUUUCUUUUUGUUCUAAUCAACUUUAAUUGUAGUAUCACUCUUUGUAUCCCUUUGGCUCUGCUUGAGAUGAGACAGUGAAUGUGAAGUGGGUCCUUUUUUUCUGCACAGGGGGACAGGAAAGACCCUGCUAUGGUUUACAAGCUCACUCACGCUCGCUCUGUGCUUUCCUGAAUGUCAUCACCAUCACAGUGCUCAGAGUGCGAUUGCGCUAUGUCAACACCUUGUUGCCAUGACUACACGCUCAGACUAAUGCGCCAAACGGCGUCACCAUCGCCGCCUCGUAAGGCACCCUGUUGCCCCUUGUCAGUCACGUUCCAUUGAGGUGCCAUAUCUCGACAAAGUCGGCUAGUGUUCCUUCAGUGGCAGCAAAUCAACCUGAGCAUUGUACCAAUGUCCUCACAUAAAACACACCCCCCCUCCUCCUCC